AUGAGGUCAUCCGUUCGAGGAAGAGCCAUGAUGAGUGGAUUCAUGGGUGCUACAGCCUCCUGUUUUGCGAAGUUGGCUUUUGAAGCGAACAACGCGGAUUCGCCCGCGGGACGGAAGUGGAUGCCGAACGUGUGUGCCGUUCAAGCCUCAUCCGAUACAACAGCAGCUGCCACAAUAUUGUGCUCGAUCCUCCGCUUGAUACCUCGAGGAAUAUGCUUGAUUCUAAUGAUCGUCUGCAACGCUAUCAUGCUGGGGAGCUUUUUGGAAGGCAUGGAAGAGUCGGGUAGUGUCGCCGGCACAGCGCUAGCGACGGCGUCGAAUUUCGCAACUUCGGCUGCUUACGGCUUUUUUCUAUGGGAAGAAGAUUUGUCCAUGGAAUGGAUGGUUGGCUUUGGUAUGGUGGUGGUCGGUGUUCUAAUUCUGUCAACAGCGACGGCUUCCAAACCGACACAAGCAGAUGCCUCGAAAAUGGAAUGA
Phaeodactylum tricornutum CCAP 1055/1 is the source of this 477-nucleotide messenger RNA. RefSeq lists its product with no specific name. Bases 1 to 477 code for a protein of 158 amino acids. The record is from RefSeq and is a predicted model, not a curated record. The transcript has a single exon. NCBI's taxonomy places the organism in Eukaryota, Bacillariophyta, Bacillariophyceae, Surirellales, Neidiaceae.